AUGUCCAUGUUUCAGAACAAAUCUGCAUUGAAACAGCAAUUUACAGCCGUUACUGGUUGUUCAUCUGGUGAAGUGACCAAAUGGCUUGAAAAGAGUGGCUGGAAGCUUGAUGUAGCAAUAGAUGCAUACCUCUCCAAUAAGACAUCCUCCAACACUUUAAGACCAGACCUGAAACUUGUCGAAAUAUUUGAAUCAUACAAAGAUAAUGACGGAAAUGGU
Messenger RNA from [Candida] anglica, 219 nucleotides. NCBI's taxonomy places the organism in Eukaryota, Fungi, Ascomycota, Pichiomycetes, Serinales, Debaryomycetaceae. The record is from the annotation of a GenBank genome assembly.